This is a messenger RNA of Echinococcus granulosus, 1086 nucleotides long. RefSeq names its product RNA phosphate cyclase. Gene Ontology annotation, cellular component: nucleus. Lineage: Eukaryota; Metazoa; Platyhelminthes; Cestoda; Cyclophyllidea; Taeniidae. Bases 1 to 1086 code for a protein of 361 amino acids. The record is from RefSeq and is a predicted model, not a curated record. The transcript is spliced from 8 exons. Gene Ontology annotation, biological process: RNA processing. Gene Ontology annotation, molecular function: RNA-3'-phosphate cyclase activity.
AUGAGAAGGGUAGCAAUUGAUGGGUCGCUUUUGGAAGGUGGUGGCCAAAUUCUCAGGAAUGCGGCUGCCUUAUCUGCAGUGUGUCAGCGCCCUAUAGAGAUUACUAAAAUCCGCGCAGGGCGAUUAAGUCCCGGUUUGCGUAAUCAGCAUAUGCUUGGCUUGCAGUUGGCCGCAAAAAUUUGCAACGGAAGGCUUGAAGGAUGCUUCGCCAAUUCAAUGAAUGUGUCCUUUGAUCCGCAAAGUGUCGAAGGUGGAGAAUAUGAGUGUGAUGUCAAGACUGCGGGUUCUGUAGCACUGGUUAUGCAAGUGUGUAUCCCAAUACUUGCCUUCGCUAAGACAAAAAGUGUUGUUUCUCUGUGCGGUGGUACCAAUGCGGACUUCGCCCCACCGAUUGACUAUAUGAUAGAUGUCACCGCAUUUUACUAUCGAAAAUUCGGGAUAAGUUUUCGCACAGAAAUUCGUGAACGUGGCUACUAUCCACGCGGAGGUGGUUUAGUUCACGUUAGUGUCGAUCCAAUCAGUGAUAAACUCUCUCCGGUCACUCUCACGGAUAUGGGUCAGGUCGUGAAAAUAACUGGCUCAGCUUUUGUGGCUGGGAAAGUGCCAACAAAGGUUGCGGAUAUAAUGGGUUCGGCUGGCCACGAAAUCUUGAACAUUCAUUUCCCAGGCGUUCCUAUUGAUAUCAAAACUUUUCGUGCUCCGGAUAAUUCUUGUCAUGGAAGCGCUUCGGCAUUUAUGUUCCUUGUUGAAACUUCCACUGGGUGUCGCUUAGCAGUGUCGCGACUGGGCAGUAGCCGCGGCCCUUCCGCCCAUGAUUUAGUCGCAGAUGCGAUUAAUUUGGAGUUGAUACCAUGCAUCGAUUCCGGUGCCUGUUGUGAUAACUUCAUGCAGGAUCAGUUGAUUCUACCCAUGGCGUUAGCUCACGGAACGUCAGUGAUUCGCACUACCCCUCUCACGCUGCACACGCAGUCAGCAAUAUAUGUUGCGGAGCAACUCCUGCCUUCCGUUAAGUUCAACGUUGAAACACUACCGGACCAAAAAUCGGUCUUGCUGUCGUGCACGGGAGUUGGAGCUGAACCACAAUAG